CGCCAAGCCGAUCUCCGACGAGGACACCUCUCCGCAUCAAAACACAACUCAACCAGCCCAGCUGGCCAAUAAUAGUUUAUCAAGCGGCCCACCCCAUCACAUCCUUCGAUCACAAGCCGCCCAUCAUGUUAUCCUCCCUCUCUUCUACUAUGGCAAACGCCCGACACUCAAUCGCACAAGCCUUGAACUUUGCCCUAGUUCUCUCUACGGCUUUCAUGCUAUGGAAGGGCCUGUCUGUUGCCUCCGCAUCCAGCUCGCCAAUCGUCGUCGUGUUGUCUGGGUCAAUGGAACCGGCCUUCCAGCGUGGUGACCUGCUGUUUUUGUGGAAUCGGAGCCCUCGUGCGGAGAUUGGAGAGGUCGUCGUCUACAACGUUCGAGGCAAGGACAUCCCGAUUGUACACCGCGUGGUGCGGACAUUCCCCGAGGUCGAAGGGCGCGUGAACGCGAGGAAGGUGAAAGAAAUUACAGUGGACACGGCACCCGACUCUCAUAUGCUCCUUACCAAGGGUGACAACAACAUUGCCGAUGAUGUCGAACUCUACGCUCAGGACCAAGACCACCUCAACCGCAAGGAAGAUAUUGUGGGCAGUGUGCGUGGGUAUAUCCCGAUGGUGGGAUAUGUUACCAUUAUGCUGUCUGAGCACCCUUGGCUCAAGACAGUAAUGCUUGGAUUGAUGGGCAUAAUGGUCAUGCUUCAGCGAGAGUAAUGGAUGCAUGGGAAUAUAAAAUGCGCAGAUAGAUAGGAAAUACCGGCAAAACAACCCAAAUGUGUUAUCUAGGCGCCGUAGGGUAUAAUCAAGCCAUGUAGAUCUCAAUAUAAAUACG
This is a messenger RNA of Penicillium canescens, 825 nucleotides long. It is a transcript of the gene sec11, whose product is annotated as signal peptidase complex catalytic subunit SEC11. The transcript is spliced from 5 exons. The coding region runs from base 126 to 707 and encodes 193 amino acids. Gene Ontology annotation, cellular component: signal peptidase complex; membrane. NCBI's taxonomy places the organism in Eukaryota, Fungi, Ascomycota, Eurotiomycetes, Eurotiales, Aspergillaceae. The record is from RefSeq and is a predicted model, not a curated record. Gene Ontology annotation, molecular function: serine-type endopeptidase activity.